AUUUAUACUAGUACUUAAAUAAUUUAAUAUUUUCAUUACAUAAUUCCGCUUUGGAAUGACAGAUAUACCCUUCUGUUAGCCGCGAGUUUAAAAAUGGGAGACGUGAAAGCCAUCGUCCUCUUGAACGUUCCAAGAGUUGAAGAAAAUCACAAAAAAACUUAGCACAGAGAAGAGAGAUUGAAGAAGUCAUGGAUGUUUCAGGAAGCUUGAAUUGCGUUGUUGUGGCGGUAGAUGGAAGCGAGGUGAGUAUGGAAGCUCUGAGGUGGGCUCUAGACAACCUCAAGCUCUCAUCGUCUUCUUCCGAUUCAUCAUUCGUCGUCCUCCACGUCCAGCCGUCGCCUUCUGUCGCCGCUGGCGUGAGUCCCGGCACCAUACCUUUCGGUGGUCCCAGUGGUCUUGAGGUUCCUGCUUUCACCGCUGCAAUCGAGCAACACCAGAAGCGAAUCACCGAUACUAUCCUCGAACACGCUAAUCAGAUUUGUGCUGAAAAAUCUGUGAAUGUGAAAACAAAAGUGGUUGUUGGGGAUCCCAAGUAUAAGAUCUGCGAAGCUGUAGAAAAUUUGCAUGCUGAUCUGCUUGUCAUGGGUUCUCGGGCUUAUGGCCGCAUUAAGAGGAUGUUUCUGGGAAGUGUAAGCAACUACUGCACCAACCAUGCGCAUUGCCCUGUUGUGAUAAUUAAACCAAAAGAGGAUUCUUCGGCAUAAUCAGUAGAUAUGUACAUAUGCAAAAGGAUAUCGAAGCCAUCUUUUUAAUUUUGUGAAGUUUUGUGAAGCUAUGGAAGCAAAGCAAGAAUUCACCAGCUUACAUCCCAAAACGUUGGUGUGAAUGUAAAUUAAUAAGAGCUACAGAUAACUUGAUUGGCUCAGUAUAUGUGUUGUAUUCAUAUUCAUCGUUAUACUUUUUAUGGUUGGGGAUUGAAUAAUGUUGUUGCAUCAAAUCACUAUGAAGGACAUUUACAGAGCCAACUGGUUGUCAAUG
Messenger RNA from Arabidopsis lyrata subsp. lyrata, 978 nucleotides. Its product is annotated as universal stress protein A-like protein. Bases 189 to 704 code for a protein of 171 amino acids. The transcript has 5 exons. NCBI's taxonomy places the organism in Eukaryota, Viridiplantae, Streptophyta, Magnoliopsida, Brassicales, Brassicaceae. The record is from RefSeq and is a predicted model, not a curated record.